AUGAGACUCAUCAACGUUGCGACGAUGGAAAUGGAAGAAUUCUUGGGGGACUGUCCGCCGUACACCAUUUUGUCGCACACUUGGGGUGGAAGAGAGACCAGUUACGAAGAUUUCAGACUUGCCGACAACAGCCUAAGGAGAUCCUUUUCGAAGGUGCAGAAUGUAUCACGCAUCGCUGAAGAGCAUGGCCUCAGCUAUUGCUGGAUUGACACAUGCUGCAUCGACAAAUCGUCGGCCGCGGAAGUGGUGGAGGCGAUCAAUUCAAUGUAUCAGAUGUAUGAGAGGUCUGCGAACUGCUGCGUGUACUUGGCCGAUCUGUCUCCAGGCCUUUCUUUGUACGACGAGCAGUCAAUAACGUCGGCGUUAUCAAAGUGCAAGUGGUUCACCCGAUCCUGGACUCUUCAAGAACUGAUCGCUCCUUGCCGAGUUUUGUUUUACGACAGCUCAUGGAACUUUGUUGGUGAAAGAGGAUUUAUGCCGUUUCUACGGUCCCUGGGAGUGAUAACGAACAUCCCAGUACCAUUACUCGCCGGUGAUGCCCAACUGCACCAAGUAUCUGUAGGCGACAAAAUGUCCUGGGCGGCAGGCCGGAAGGCUACAAGGGUUGAGGACAUAGCAUAUUCUCUUCUUGGCCUAUUCGAUGUUUGCAUGCCUCUAUUUUAUGGGGAGGGAAGUAAGGCCUUCACACGUUUGCAAGAGGAGAUUCUCAAACAUACCACAGAUACGUCUAUCUUGGCCUGGACUUCACACCGGCCGACGACUUUCCGCGGCAUCUUAGCAGAGUCGCCUGAUGAAUUCCUUGGGUUUAAAAGCAGUCAAAUACCGAGGGGUCCGUAUAUUGGCGAUUACGAGAUGCGCUUCACUAAUAGAGGGCUUCGGUUUGAUGGAUGUUUUGUACUGCGAAUGGGAGGAGAAGAAGCUAUCAUGGAGCUCACCACCUCCAGUGAUACGCCAUUUGAGGAGAGAGUGGGAAUAUGGCUCCGAAGAAUCGGUGGUACGUUUGUCAGGUCACGGCCUCAGACCUUGGCCAUUCUCACAGGGGCUCAUGGAACUCCCGAAGCCCUUUACGCCAGUAUAGGAGGCGCCGGGUUGGCUGCAUUACUAUCCAGAUUCACAACUCAAACGGAUAGUAACAUACAGAGCGAUCAGGAAAGGAAUUCACACUUGACUGCACAAUACCAACGGAGCUGCCUCGGCCUCUGCCAAACGCGAUCACCCGAUGGAUACACUCAGCAUUCACCGGAAACAACGCAAAACACAGACCACGAAGACGGCCACACUCAAACUGCACGCCCUCAGACCCAGGCUUUGACAAGUAUCAGGGUCAUCAAAAGUAUAUCAAACAGUCGCUGGGAUGAGGUAUCCUGCCUAGCACAGCGCACGACUAUCAUUGACUCUGAGAACCAAAGUUCAUAUAGUGGCAGCCAGGACGAUGCUCUCCAAAGCACUGAUCAUCAUACAGGAAUGGAUGAUGUUGAUAAUGAAGCACGACUCCCUCCGGGCCACCCAUUUCUUAGGGUACGCCAGGAGCUCGUGAUGUCAGCAUUAGACAGCUUUCGAAAUUGGGCUGAUAAUCGUCCUGUCGCUCAUCAUUUGGACACAGGAGCAAACCAUGAAGCUCUUUGUGGCGACGGGGGUACGCAUCCCCCUAACCUCGAGGGAAAAGAUGCAGCGACAAGCGCAUCGUCCACAGCUUUUCAGGGUUCAUUACUGGAGCCCGGAUCUCAGAACCUAUUUUCGUGCCCUUACUACAAGAGCAACAAUAUACGUUAUACCGACUGUCUCAAGACGUCGGAACUUAGAACUAUACACGACGUGGUCCAGCACCUAUGGCUGAGGCAUAAGCAGUCCCCCUACUGUCCUGUAUGCUUCACCACAUUUGAGCAUAUGGCUGCACGCGACCAGCACAUCAUUGCCAGAAAUUGUUCACCGAAAUCCCCUGUCCAAAUAGAGGGGAUAUCGAACAAUCAAAAAUGGCAGAUAGACAGUGUCAUGUUCCAAAACAAAUCACAACGGAAUCAGUGGCAUGAUGUAUGGCAAUUUCUGUUCCCUGAAAAUCCAUGUCCAAGAUCGAUUUACAACGAUGAUGAAAUGGAAGUUGCCAUCACCAAAAUUCGCACAUACUGGAGAUCCCAUGGUCGUCAGAUCGUCGGCACGUUUCUCGCCGCAAAGGGACUUCUGAAUUGGGAGAUGGAGAACGAAGAGCAAGACCUUUCUGCAAUUCACUCCAUAGUGUUGUUUGAUCUGAUGGACGCGCAGCUGUCCAGUGACUCUAAUUUUGUCUCGGCCAACACUCUGUCGCAUAGGGUCAAGACUUGGCCAGGUGCAUCACCCGAGGAUGAUCGAGCCACUUUCAUUCGGUCAGAUAAACGCAAGACAAUUACGGAUGGCUCCAUGCUGCCUGAACGUUACGCCGACAACAAGCGGCAGAGAUCAAUUAGUCGACCCCGUGGUCGGCCGCUCAAGACCCUUAGACGGAAAGCGCACUGA
Messenger RNA from Neoarthrinium moseri, 2490 nucleotides. RefSeq lists its product as uncharacterized. The record is from RefSeq and is a predicted model, not a curated record. Lineage: Eukaryota; Fungi; Ascomycota; Sordariomycetes; Amphisphaeriales; Apiosporaceae. The transcript has a single exon. Bases 1 to 2490 code for a protein of 829 amino acids.